AUGAUAGAUAAGAUUAUGUUCUGGGAUGUUCAAGGGCUUGGGACCUCGAAGAGUAGACUUCAGUCUCUCCUGAAGAAGUUUAAACCCAAGGUUCUCAUUGUGGCUGAGCAUUUUAGGGAGGAUAGUAGGAUGUUAAGAUGGCAGAAUAUGUUGAGGUUUGAUGCCAAUUUUUCGAAUGGUGCACAUGAGGGUAAGUUAUGGAUUUUCUCGGAAGCGAAGGUGCAUGUUAGUGUUCUUAGAGCUUAUAAUCAACAAGUGAUGAUGCUGAUUUUCAAGAAGCAUUUAUCCCUGGUGGUUUCAGCUGUGUAUGCAAAAUGUUUGUAUUUCGAGAGAAGGUCUCUAUGGUCUGACUUGAUAGGCUUUAGUUCGCUUACUCUUCCGUGGGUGGUUCUUGGGAAUUUUAAUAUUAUUCGGGAAGAUAGUGAGAGAAGGGGUGGUAAUCUAAGAUUGCUGAGUACAAUGGAGGAUUUCUAUAGGUUUAUGGAUGUUGGGGGUCUGGUGGAAAUUCCUUUUAGUGGGAACAAGUUUUCUUGGUGUAAUGGUCAUGGCGGGAUGGCUAGAAGUUGA
Molecule: messenger RNA, 567 nt
Organism: Juglans regia (Persian walnut)
Lineage: Eukaryota; Viridiplantae; Streptophyta; Magnoliopsida; Fagales; Juglandaceae
Exons: 1
Coding region: 1-567 (188 amino acids)
Source: RefSeq, a predicted model, not a curated record